This is a messenger RNA of Trypanosoma cruzi, 2481 nucleotides long. RefSeq lists its product as uncharacterized. The record is from RefSeq and is a predicted model, not a curated record. The coding region runs from base 1 to 2481 and encodes 826 amino acids. The transcript has a single exon. NCBI's taxonomy places the organism in Eukaryota, Euglenozoa, Kinetoplastea, Trypanosomatida, Trypanosomatidae.
AUGCCUGCGGAGGUUAUUUUCAUGUUUGAUGUCGCCGGCGUUCUUACGACGUCGCCGUAUCCCGCAACGCGGCGCCUUGCAGAGACGUUGAUGCGUUGUGUAUUUGAGCGUGCGAGGGCGCAUUUUAUGUCGCUUGUGGGGGAUGAAUCCCCUGCACUGCUGGCGCAAAACUACUCGAAUCUUUUCUCUCUCAUCCACAGCUUCACAGAGAAGGUGCGGGGGAUCCGGUGUGCCUUUGAGCGACUGGAAUUGGGGGAAAUUAACCGCAAUGAGUUUGUCCCGUUAUAUCACGCGGAAAUGGACGUCAUGUUGACUGCACUCGUCAAGAAAAACAAGGAGGAACUGGAAUUUAUGCACAUUGCCCAUCCCGCGCGGGUUGCCUCUAUAAAGGAACGUUAUCCGCUGCUGGCUGUCCCAGUGGUUCAGGAGUUGCUACGGGAGCUCAUGGAUCCCGAGGCGUAUUUGUGCACAAUGGAGAAGGUGACGCCCCGACGCAAUGUGUUGAACCUUCUUCACUACUUACGCAUGAAAAGCCAACAGGAGAUUCGCCUGGUGGUGGUGACAAACACGUGGGAGGUGGAGGGGCAGUACGCACGGAUGAGUAAGGCGCUCUCCAACAACAUGAGUGAAACAAAAUGGUCUAAUUUUCCCACGGCGUGCCCCAUCGACUACGGCGAUGCUGGCGGCCGAUCUUCUUUUGUCAUCAAUAGCUUGUUUGAUUCCUUUGUGCAGAGUUACACGUUCCACAAGCGUAAACCAUUUCCCGAUAUUUUUCAUCAUGCUAUUGAAGAGGCAAAGAAAACCCGCGUGACGUCUCAAGAUUCCCUCAUGUAUGGUGUGAAGCCUCACAUCUUUUUGUUUGACGACGUCCUUGAGAACUGUGAGACCGCCCGCAAUCUAUCGGACAGUCCCUUUGAUAAGGUGUACUACAUUGAAAACGGGGCGUAUGACGUGUAUGAGGAUGUGCUGAGUGCAUUGAAUACGGUGGGGGCCGCAGAUCCCUUUUGGGCAGACGUUGCGGCGGGGGUAAAAAAAGAAAUCUCGCCUUUUUUUAAACCACCAAUUGACGCAAACGGAAAACCGACUUCAUGGAUCAACGAGGAGAUGCAUGACUACAACUCUAACCUCCUGAUUUUACCACCACCACCCUGUGAGGCCUGUGAGCCACGUGGAUUCUUUGAACCCAAGAAGUUUCUUGACGAGGAUGAUAAGGAUGCCAUUCUCUUUUACUGCGCACAAAAUUUGCCACACUUAUUUCCUAUUGAGAUUCCUAGUCGGCACUCGCAGAACCUGCAACUGGCUCGCAAGCCUGGAUUUGCGACAUCGUCUGGCCCCAUUGUUUUUGAACCCAUGCGGGGAAUUGGAUUUUUCAAGACGUACCGCAUCACCCUUCGCACUGGUAGCUACGUUCUGCGUCUUCAGCCCCAUGGCCCCGUGCCGCAUGGAACUCUUGACAUCCGUACGGAGUAUGAGAUGAUGCGGUAUCUCGGUCAGAAUUCUACCGUACCGAUAGCAAAAUGUCUUCUUUAUUGUGAAUCGUACGCAGCCUGUGGUUAUCGGUUUUCACUACGUCGCUUUGUUGAGGGUGAGGUCAUUGCAGACAUGAGAAAACUUAUUCAACCCCGAAUCCAGCGGCCGUAUUCCGUGCGGCGUCGACACAUCCAUGUGGAACUUGACCCGUAUUUUUUUUUUAAGAAGGCGGUGGAGACGUUAUCUCAAAUUCAUGAUGUGCCGCCUCCACGUUUUCUGUCACGGACACGAAUGGAACGAAACCCCAAUGGGACUGCCGUUAUUUCAGUGGGCAACGCAGUCCACCCGCUACUUGAGAUGAUAAACAAUUUGAUAGUGCGGUAUAAAGCAGUGGUGAACACCGCGAAGCUACCAGAUGGAUCAUAUUUAUUCCAGUUCAAGACACUGGAGCGGUUAUCACAGGCGUUAAUUGAGCGCUUUGACGCAACGCGGCUUGGAGUGCAAUCUAUUCCUUUUCCGGAGCAGCUCGUGAUGAUUCAUGGGGACUAUAAAUUACGGGAUCUUCUUUUUUCAUACCGCUCUUUUGAAGGUCGGCACAAAUACCCCGCAAAUAUUAUUGGGGUGAUGAAUUUUACUUCUGUCAGUACAGGUGAUCCAUUGGUGGAUGUUGCUAGUUUGGCUCUUGUGGCACUGCUGCCGCGUCCAUUUGGCAUUUAUGACAUGCCAAUGGAGAUGCAAUUACUUUUUCCCACACCACAGUGGAUAUUAGAGAGGUACUGCGACAGUCGCGGAUAUAUGCGGACGAUGACAGGGAAAAAGCGGGAAGCCAUAUUUAAAGUGUACCUUUCCGCUGCCUGCCUCCGCUACGCUGUUAAAACGUUGUCUGAUCUUGCGGAGGUGUUUGAAGUUUUUAAUUCCCUUCCACUAGAGGAGGCACGAAAGUUAUCUCUUGUCGAGCAUGCCUUGCAACAAGGGCUUGCUUUGAUGGGAAAACUUCCUUCUCGACUGUGA